Molecule: messenger RNA, 2205 nt
Organism: Calypte anna (Anna's hummingbird)
Lineage: Eukaryota; Metazoa; Chordata; Aves; Apodiformes; Trochilidae
Gene: TAMM41
Product: TAM41 mitochondrial translocator assembly and maintenance homolog
Exons: 8
Coding region: 11-1024 (337 amino acids)
Biological process (GO): cardiolipin biosynthetic process; CDP-diacylglycerol biosynthetic process
Cellular component (GO): mitochondrion
Molecular function (GO): phosphatidate cytidylyltransferase activity
Source: RefSeq, a predicted model, not a curated record
GGCGGGCGCUAUGGCGCUGCCGGUGCUAUCGAGCUCGGGGAUGAAGUUCCGGCGGGUCCUGGCGCACUUCCCUCAGGAGCUCAGCCUGGCCUUCGCCUACGGGUCCGGAGUCUUCCGGCAGGCGGGGGCCUCGGCCGGGCAGGGUGAGAACAAUAUGCUGGACUUUGUGUUUGCUGUUGAUGAUUCUGUGACCUGGCAUAUGAUGAACUUGUUAAAGAACAGGAGCCAUUAUUCGUUCCUCAAAGUUUUGGGGCCAAAACACAUAAGUAGUGUGCAGAGCUAUGGAGCAGGGAUUUACUACAAUACUUUAGUGCCAUGUAAUGGUAGGAUGAUAAAAUAUGGUGUGAUAAGCACUGAUACCCUGAUUGAUGAUUUACUCCACUGGAAAACCCUCUACGUCGCUGGACGCCUCCAGAAACCGGUGAAGAUACUGACCCAGAAUGAGAACAGCAAGCUGCAAGCUGCUCUGGUGAGCAAUCUCAAGUGUGCUGUCACUGCAGCCUUCCUCAUGCUGCCAGAAAGUUUCUCUGAGGAAGACCUCUACAUGCAGAUUGCAGGACUCUCCUAUUCUGGUGACUUCAGAAUGAUAAUAGGAGAAGACAGAUCAAAAGUGCAGAACAUAGUAAAACCUAAUGUUCCCCAUUUUCAGAAGCUGUACAGCAACAUACUACAGGACUGCCCUCAAGUGGUAUAUAAACACCAUCUGGGGAGGAUGGAGAUUGACAAAAGCCCAGAAGGUCAGUUUGCCCAACUAAUGGCUUUGCCAAGGACUCUGCAACAGAAGAUAACUUCUCUGGUAGAUCCUCCUGGAAAAAAUAGAGACGUGGAAGAAAUUUUAAUGCAAGUUGCCCAUGACCCUGACUGUGGAUUUGUGGUGCAUCAAGGCAUUUCGGGAAUUGUGAGAGCUUCCAGUAUAGUGCAGAGUGCUAAAACUAUACUAACAGCUGGAGCAAAAAAAUCUGUAACUUACAGUAUGAAGAAAUUAUAUAAAAUGACAAAAGGAUGGUUAAGGAAAACAUCUUGAGUCUUGACAUACUGUGUAUGGGUAAAUAAAUGGUACUUUUUCUCUAAAUAUCUUGCAGAUGUUGCUUUUUCUACUUGAGAAGAUUGAAGUAUAUUUAAGAAGUCUGUUCUAAUAAUUUAUAUGCCUGAUUUUACUACUAAAAAAGGAACUUUGUUAGCAGGGGAAGGUUUGAUGGUAAAUAGGACAAAGGAAUUAUACUCUGUAAAUACUGAAAUUAAUUUUCCUGUAUAAUAUAACUGAGAUUUUCAGAAACCCUGCAUAAAAAGAAUUGUUUGUAUAUAUGAAUUAAAAACCAAAGCCACUCACUUUCUAUGUAUUGCUGGCUUGAUUUUUCCAGUGUGCCCUCAGAGGUCUGUCCCACCACAGGCUCUUCCAAAAUAUUCCCUCUCCCAAUUAUAGUUCUCUCAGGGACGUGUGGAACUGGAGUGCAUUGAGCUUUAAGUAGAUACAAAGCUGCCCUCUUCAAAUAUUAUUGUACUAUUUCUGUGCUUACAAGUUCAUCCUCAGAAUUCUCCUGAGGUUGCUUACUGGGUGUUUCUGCAGGGCAGACUUUGUGGAAGGGAAUUUUGUGACGUUCUGACUCCAAAAGCUGUGACACUGACUUUCAGUCUAGGCAGGAGUGUCUGAAAUGGGCACUUUUGUCAGCAAUCAGAUCCUUUUGUAACAGUUUUAUGUUUCCUUCCUGAGACUGAGGUGGCAGUUGCUCAGCUGAUGGUUAAACAUUGUCAGGAGUGUCAUAACUGGAAAGGCUGUCAUGGACCUGCAGGACCUACUCUGCAGAUUUAUGAAAUGUAUGCAAAGAUUUUAAGUGCUUUAAAGCUGAGGAUUUUACCAACAAAAGUACCUAUUGUUUCAUUCUUUGAUUAUUGUUUUUAUCCUGUCCACAAAGAUAAAGCUUGUUCUCCCUUGCUUAAUUAAAUUAGGUAAUGAAAAUUGGACUUUUACACAGCAUGUUACAUUAAUCAUGCCAUUAAAGAAUGGACAUUUCUGGCAAUAUUCACAUGUGACACAAUAGAUUUGGAGCAUCUGUUGUAAAUAGAAUACUUUUUGCACCAAGUCAGGUGGGUUUGCUGAUUUUGGGUAUUUUUCUUAAUAGAAAUGAAUAGAACAUUCUAUUUGUGAGAGUGUCAAUGAUAAAAAUAAUUUAAGGGUGAGAAAUGGAAAUAAAAUGUUUUUUUCCU